GGAAGAGAAAACACAAGUGUCGCCACAUUUGAGCCGGGCGGCGAAGCGGCUGUGUGUUGCCUCUCCACGGUUCUCAUGUGCUCUAUAAGCCCCGCCUCCUCUCCGCUCGGACACCUUCAGACGAACACAGCAGAACUCAGCAGCAGACAUGGCAGAAGAAGCUCCAGCAGCGGCUCCGGCCAAAGCCCAGAAGAAGAAGGCGGCUCCCCGUCCCAAGAAGGACGGCCCCACCCUCCCGAAGCUCAUCAUCAGCGCCGUGGCCGAGUCCAAGGAGCGCAAGGGGGUUUCUCUGGCGGCCAUUAAAAAGGUUCUGGCCGCCAAAGGCGUGGAUGUGCCGAAAGCAAACAAGCGCAUCAACACCGCCGUGACUAAGCUGGUGACCGGAGGAACCCUGGGACAGACUAAAGGGACCGGGGCCUCCGGCUCCUUCAAGCUCGCCAAGGAGCCCAAAGCCGACAAACCUGCGAAGAAGGUGGUGAAGAAGAAAGCUCCCGUUAAAGCCAAGAAGCCCGCAGCCAAGAAAGUUACAGCCGCCAAGAAACCUGCAGCCAAGAAGCCAGCAGCAAAGAAAGUAGCAGCCAAGAAGUCCCCGAAGAAGAAGGCGCCGGCGAAGAAAGCUGUUAAAAAGCCCGUAGCGAAGAGUCCCAAGAAGAAGACUCCCGUUAAAAAGGCCAAACCGGCGAAGAAGCCCGCUGCCAAGAAAGCCCCGGCAAAGAAACCCGCAGCCAAGAAGUCCAAGAAGUGAAGCGGCUCCUAAUCCAGCACUCAGUGCGCCAAAGGUUCUUUUAAGAGCCACCA
Molecule: messenger RNA, 798 nt
Organism: Micropterus salmoides (largemouth bass)
Lineage: Eukaryota; Metazoa; Chordata; Actinopteri; Centrarchiformes; Centrarchidae
Product: histone H1-like
Exons: 1
Coding region: 149-745 (198 amino acids)
Biological process (GO): nucleosome assembly
Cellular component (GO): nucleosome
Molecular function (GO): DNA binding; structural constituent of chromatin
Source: RefSeq, a predicted model, not a curated record